GAAGGCGGGGCCGCCGACCCACGUGGGGCCGCACGGACGAGGACAUGGCGACCUUCGCCACCCCGAAGGAGGCCUUCGCCCACCUGCGCCCGGCCUGCGUGGGGCUGACCCGGGCCCCGACGGCGGAGAGCGUGGGCCGGCUGGAGGAGCGGCUGAGGGCGGUCGACGACGCGGCCCUGCAGCAGCUGCAGGAGUACGUCCUGUUCCCCCUGCGCUUCGCCCUCAAGACCCCCGGGCCCAAGCGGGAGGGCCUGGUCCUGCGCACGGUGGCCUGCCUGACGUCCGUGCUGUCGGCCACCUGCGUCCGGCGGCCGGCCCUCCUGCCGGAGCUGCUGUCGGAGCUGUGCCUCUGCCUGGCCCCGGGGGACCCCCGCCGCCCGGCCCCCGCCGCCUCCGAGGAGCUGCAGCUGGCCGUGAUGGCCGCGCUGAGGGCCCUGGUCCACGCGGCCUACGGCGACGUCGUCGUCGCCCUGGUCCGCCCGCCCGCCCGGCCCCACCUGGGCUUCGCCGUGUCGCUGCUCCUGGGCCUGGCCGAGCGGGCGGAGGGCUCCGGGGCGGUGCGGGCGGCCGCGCUGGACGCCCUGCUGACCCUGCUGCUCCUCUGCGACUGCCCCGGCCACCCCUGGGGCCCGGCGGAGCGGGCGGAGGCCGCCGAGGCCGCGGCCGCCUUCCUCCCGGGCGUGGCCAGCGCCCUGGCCCGCAUCGUCGGCGGCGACCCCCGGCAGGGUCACCGGGUGGUGGUCCGCGCCCUGCGGGCCUUCUCCCGGAUGGCGGGGGCCGCGAUGGACGACGGGCGGGCGGAGGGGCCGCCCCCGGGGGCCGCGGAGCGGCUGGCCGUCCUGGCAGAGAGGAUCGCCGACGCCGCCGUCCCCCACCCGCACUGGCGGGUCCGGGCCGAGCUGGCGGACCUGGCCGGGCACCUGCUGGGCGGCUGCCGCCGGUCCCUGGCGGCGGCGGCCGGGCCCCUCCUCGGGGCGCUGGCCGCCCUGGCCGGCGACGAGAACCCGGCGGUGCGGGCGCGGGGCCUGGCGGCCCUGCCGGCGGAGGCGGCCCCGACGGACGGCCUGCGGACGGGGCUGCACGGCCUGGCGGCCGCCCUGCCCCGCCUGCUGGGCUCGGGCGACGACCGCCGCACGCGGGCCGCCCUCCUCCGCCUGCUGGGCUACCUCCGCCUGCUGGGCCCCGGCCUGCCCGCCUUCCUCCGCUGCGGCCCCCACCUGCGGCGCCUGGCGUCCACCCUGCUGCAGGCCCUGGAGCCGGACCCGGCCGUCCCCCCCGGCGGGCUGGAGGAGCGGGGCGGCGGCGCCUGGGGGUCGCCCGCCCGCGGCUUCCGCCUCCUGGACCCCGCCGGGGCCGCCCCGCUGCUGCUCGAGGCCUGUCGCCUGCUGGGCCGCCGCGGGGACCUCUACCUCCUGGCCGACCACUUCACCGACCUCUACGUGCGGACGCCCGCCCUGCGGACCCAGGCGGCCGCCGUCCUGAACCAGCUGGUGGCCGGGGCCGCCGGGCUGGGCCUGGACCCCGCGGACCGGGCGGCCGGGGGCGCCUCCCCCGUGGAGCUGAGGGACGUGGCCGCCUCCGUCCUGGAGGAGUACACCGGCCGGGCCAACUGGUGGCUGGACACGGCCGACGGCGGGGCCCGCGCCGUGGCGGCGAACGUCCGGCAGCUGUGCGUCCAGCUGGAGGGCGUCGGGGUCCUGGCGGAGGCCCUGGGCGCCGGCUUCCGCCCGCUCCUGCCCCGGGCGCUCUACCCGCUGCUGGAGAAGGCCGGGGACCGGGCCGGGCCGGUGCGCCGGGCGGCCGGGGGGGCCCUGGAGGCGGUGGGCCGGGCCUGCGGCUACGCCUCGGCCCGCGACCUGGUGGGCCGCAACGCGGACUACCUGGCGGACGGGGUGGCCCUGGGGCUGAGGCGGGGGGUGGGCGGCGCGGGGGUCCUGGGGGCCGUCCUGGACGCCGCGGGGCCCGCCGUGCUGCCGCUGCUGGACGAGGUGACCGCCGCCGCCCUGCGCGGCCUGGAUCGCGCCCCGCCCGGGCUCGACCGCGCCGCCCUGGACGCCCUGGACGCCCUGGACGCCACGCUCCGCGCGCUGGCCCAGUGGUUUCCGGAGGAGGAGGAGGCCCAGCCCGCGGCGGGGUCCGGACCCCCCGGCCCGGAGACCCCCACGGCGGAAGAAAUCGAACGGUUCGUGCUGGACUACUUGCGAGAGAAAGACGUGGCCGAAGGAAACGUCCCAGACUCCCCCCGUGAAGAAGAGGAGGCCGUGCUACCAACUGAGGGGGAGACGAGAGACAACCUUCAAGACGAGGAGACCCCCCUUCCUCUGCAGAUCCGGAUAGCCAAGGACGUGAUGGAGAGAUGCGUCCACCUGCUGUCCGACCCGGAUCUUCCCGUCCGCUUGAAGGUCCUGGGCGUGCUGAGGAACUGCGUCGUCGUCCUCCGCUCCCACGACCGCCUUCUCCUUCCGCUGGUGCAUCGCGCCUGGCCCCCCCUGCUACGGCGGCUGAACGACGACGACCCCCUGGCCGUGCUCGGGGCCUUCCAGGUGCUGCGAACCUUGGGCGAGCACAGCGGGGACUUUCUGCGGCGCCGCUUCUCCCAAGACGUCCUGCCCCAGCUGACCGCCUCCCUGGCCACCCAAGCCCCGGUCAGCGCCAGAGGAGGCCCCGUCUACCCUCGCACCCAGGCCUUCAAAAUCCAGCUGGCCACGCUCCUCAGCCUGGGGCCCCUGUGCGAGAAGCUGGACCUCGACGAGAGAGACCUAAAUAAAGUGGCGGCCGCCUGCUUGACGUAUCUCAGUGCAAAGCAGCCCGCGAAACUGCAAGAAGCCGCCAAAAGCGUCUUCCGCCACCUGAGGAGAGCAGACCCGGACGCCGCGUGGCUGGUCCUCAACGACGUCCACUGCCCCGCCGGGUACCCGCCUCCCCACCCCAGCCUCCGCCCGGUCCUCCUCCGCGGCCAGGGCCUCCCGCGGGACGUCUACACAGCCAACGUGGCCCAGCUGCUGGGGGAGAUGCUGUGAUGGCCCCUUCCCUCUCCUCCACCCGGGGCGGCCCGGUGGACAGUGCCGGGGGAGCCGCGGUGACGCCCACCCACCCCCCGAGGCUUCCUCUCGCCCCGAGGGGCGGCGUCUCUCCCACUAAGAGCGGCCCCCCCCAGCUCGGAAACACGCGUUUAAUUCCCCACUGGUCACUGGAAAUCUGCCCGUGAGGCGUAUUUACUAGACGCCGGUUCGGGGGGGGCGAGAGCAGAGCUCGUGAUAAUCAUCCUAAUAAUAUUAACGAUGAUAAGAAUCCGACUGCUCGGAAACACGCGUUUAAUUUCCCACGGGUCACUGCCCGUGAGGCAUAUUUACUGGACGCCAGUUGGGGGGCAAGCGCACAGCCGUGAUAAUCGUCCUAAUAAUGUUAACGACGAUAAGAAUCCGGCUGCUCGGAAAUACACGUUCAGUUUCCCACGGGU
This is a messenger RNA of Tachyglossus aculeatus (Australian echidna), 3460 nucleotides long. It is a transcript of the gene TTI1, whose product is annotated as TELO2 interacting protein 1. Bases 45 to 3020 code for a protein of 991 amino acids. The record is from RefSeq and is a predicted model, not a curated record. Gene Ontology annotation, cellular component: cytoplasm. NCBI's taxonomy places the organism in Eukaryota, Metazoa, Chordata, Mammalia, Monotremata, Tachyglossidae. Gene Ontology annotation, biological process: chromatin remodeling. The transcript has 8 exons.